Molecule: messenger RNA, 339 nt
Organism: Camarhynchus parvulus
Lineage: Eukaryota; Metazoa; Chordata; Aves; Passeriformes; Thraupidae
Product: metallo-beta-lactamase domain-containing protein 1-like
Exons: 1
Source: RefSeq, a predicted model, not a curated record
UCCCCCCCCAAACCCCCAGCAAUGCCCCGCGGGUACCGCACGUCCCCCCUCGGCUCCCUGUCCAUCCCCGGCCCCCUUUACUCCGUGCACGUCCUCCGCGUGGGCUACAACCGGCCGAACGCCGACGGCUCGUGCCGCGCCGACGGCUCCGUGGCGCUGGUCCUGGGCGGCCCGCUGACCGUGCUGGUGGACACGGGCGGCCCGUGGCUCCGGCCGCUGCUGCCCGGCCUGCUGGGCGCCCACGGCGUCGCCGCCGAGGACGUGACGCACGUCGUGGUCACGCACGGGCACUCGGACCACGCGGGCAACGUGAACCUGUUCCCGCGAGCCACGCUGCUG